Molecule: messenger RNA, 951 nt
Organism: Perognathus longimembris pacificus (Pacific pocket mouse)
Lineage: Eukaryota; Metazoa; Chordata; Mammalia; Rodentia; Heteromyidae
Gene: Calhm4
Product: calcium homeostasis modulator family member 4
Exons: 2
Coding region: 1-951 (316 amino acids)
Molecular function (GO): monoatomic cation channel activity
Source: RefSeq, a predicted model, not a curated record
AUGAGCCCAUCUCUCAACAAUAUUGUGUCUUCUCUGCAGAGAAGUGGAACAUUGAUCAAUUCUUUGAUUGUGGCUUUGACCAUCAGCGGGCAACACCUCUGCUCCUCUUCCACAUUCACAUGUCCUUGUCAGGUAGGGAAAAAUUUCUAUUAUGGUUCUGCUUUUCUUGUAUUUCCUGCCUUGAUCCUUCUGGUUGCUGGAUAUGCUCUGAGAAGCCAAAUGUGGAGCCUAACCACUGAAUACUGCUGCUGCAGUUGUGGCCCUCCUUUCCGAAGAGUCAGCCCUCUGGAACAAAGGCUGGCUUGCCUUCAGUUCUUCAGCAUCACUGGGAGGGCACUUGUGGCUCCAUUAACAUGGCUGGCGGUGACCUUGCUACGAGGGACCUAUUAUGAAUGUGCAGCAAGUGAGUUUGCCUCUGUCGACCAUUACCCAGAGUUCGAUAAUGUCACUGCCAGCAAAAGAGAGGAGAUAUUAGCUGGAUUUCCAUGCUACAGGCCAGCUCCUUCUGAUGAGAGCCUAGCAAGAGAUGAAAUAGCUCUUCUGCACAGAUUCCAGUCACAGAUGCUGGGCUGGAUUUUGAUCACCUUGGCAACCAUCGCAUAUCUAGUCUCCCGCUGCAUUGCGAGAUGCUGCUCUCCCCUUACCUCUCUACAGCAUCACUACUGGACCAACCACCUUCAAAACGAGAGGGAGCUCUUUGAACAAGCCGCAGAAGAGCACUCCUUGCUCGUCGUCAGAGAGCGCAUAAAAAAACUGUUUGGCUUCAUUCCUGGGAGUGGUGAUGUCGAACACCUCCGUAUUCCUUCCUGUCAGGACUGGAGAGAUAUAGAAGUACCCAGUCUUCUGUGCAUGGGCGAUAACUCGCAAGGCCACCACUACAGUUUCCUGGGAGACAGGGUGGUUGAGGAUAAUGAGGAAGACAAACCAGAAGGAAUUGAAUUAAAACCUUGA